This is a messenger RNA of Equus caballus (horse), 1494 nucleotides long. RefSeq names its product carboxypeptidase B1 (gene CPB1). Lineage: Eukaryota; Metazoa; Chordata; Mammalia; Perissodactyla; Equidae. Gene Ontology annotation, molecular function: metallocarboxypeptidase activity; zinc ion binding. The record is from RefSeq and is a predicted model, not a curated record. Gene Ontology annotation, biological process: proteolysis.
ACAGUGCCUAUUUGCAAUCAGGAGAAGAAAACAAACACCUUGAAUAUAAAAGCAGGUGAAACCCACCCAAAAGACCUAGUCAAGCACAAUGUUGGCGUUCUUGCUUCUCGUGACUGUGACCCUAGCCUCUGCUCAUGAGUCUGGUGAGCACUUUGAAGGUGAGAAGGUGUUCCGUGUCAAGGUUGAAGACAAAAAUCACGUCAACUUACUCCAGGAGUUGGCCAGCACCAACCAGAUUGACUUCUGGAAACCAGAUUCUGCCACACAAAUCACACCUCACAGUACAGUUGACUUCCACGUUAAAGCAGAAGAUAUUUUGACCGUGGAAGACUUUCUGGAGCAGAAUGAACUACAAUAUGAGGUGCUGAUAGGCAACCUGAGAUCUGCGCUGGAGGCUCAGUUUGACAGCGGGGCCCGCGCAACGGGACACAGUUACGAGAAGUACAACAACUGGGAAACGAUAGAGGCCUGGACUAAACAAGUCGCCAGCGAGAAUCCAAACCUCAUCUCCCGCAGUACCAUUGGCACCACGUUUGAAGGACGCAAUAUAUACCUCCUCAAGGUUGGUAAAGCUGGAUCAAACAAGCCUGCCAUUUUCAUAGACUGUGGUUUCCACGCCAGAGAGUGGAUUUCCCCUGCAUUUUGCCAAUGGUUUGUGAAAGAGGCUGUUCGCACCUAUGGAAGUGAGAGCCAGAUGACACAACUCCUCAACACGUUUGACUUUUAUGUCGUGCCUGUGCUCAAUAUUGACGGCUACGUCUACACCUGGACCACGAACCGAAUGUGGAGAAAAACGCGCUCCGUCCGCAGCGGAAGUACCUGCGUUGGCACAGACCCCAACAGAAAUUUCAACGCUGGUUGGUGCUCCAUUGGAGCAUCUCGAAGCCCGUGUGCUGACACUUACUGCGGACCUGCUGCAGAGUCUGAAAAGGAGACCAAAGCCCUGGCUGAUUUCAUCCGCAAAAACCUCUCCUCCAUCAAAGCGUACCUCACAAUCCACUCCUACUCCCAGAUGCUGCUCUACCCUUACUCUUACGCUUACAAACUCCCGGCGAACAAUGCUGAGUUGAACACCCUGGCCAAAGCCACCGUAAAUGAACUGGCCAGCCUGUAUGGCACCAAGUACACGUACGGCCCAGGAGCCUCGACAAUCUAUCCUGCCGCUGGCGGCUCCGAUGACUGGGCUUACGACCAAGGAAUCAAAUACUCCUUCACCUUUGAACUCCGGGACACAGGCAGAUAUGGCUUUGCGCUCCCUGAAUCCCAGAUCCGGGCAACCUGCGAGGAGACGCUGCGGGCCGUCAAAUACGUGGCCAGCUACGUCCUGGAGCAUCUGUACUAGUGGAGAACUCCCCGAGCCGUAUUUCAAAAUGCUCUCUCUUUGUUUCGUUUCUGUGCUGAGUUCUUAUUUUGGUUUGCCUGGAUGUUUUCCAGAUCCCAAUCUUUCUCUGAAGCUUCUGGGUCUAUUAAACUACUUGCAUCUUUUAAUACUGA